Messenger RNA from Olea europaea var. sylvestris, 1770 nucleotides. RefSeq names its product probable glycosyltransferase At5g03795. Gene Ontology annotation, molecular function: glycosyltransferase activity. The coding region runs from base 388 to 1680 and encodes 430 amino acids. Lineage: Eukaryota; Viridiplantae; Streptophyta; Magnoliopsida; Lamiales; Oleaceae. The record is from RefSeq and is a predicted model, not a curated record. The transcript is spliced from 3 exons.
AUGGUUACUAAACAGGGGCUAAAGAUAUACUAAUAAUAAUACAAUCUAGACUGCUAAAUGUAGAGUGUUCAAUCUGUAUAUAUGAGAAAUGUGCCACUUUUUCUGUUCAAUUUAUGGAAAAAUUAAGGCAGUUUGUCAGUUUCAUAAAUGUUAUCUCUAUGUGGAUUGAUCUGUUUUGUUGCAUUGUGCGUUGUGUUAUUUAUACUGAAUCUCAUUGAUGAUUAGGAGUCGUAUUAGCACGGAUUCUGACGGUGUAGACAGACAAAACUCUGUUCUCUUGAUUCAUGAAUUUCACGAAAGUAAGCAUGUAUGGUGCUGUCAGGUGGAAAUCCAAUCGAUGAAUGAAGCUUUUAAAUUACGGUAUUGAUAAGGGAAUCUCUUUGGAAUAUGGAUCGUGGAUUUAGAUUUAUAUGGAAGAGCCUGAUAGAAACUAGGAGAUUGUUAUGGAUAAUGGUGCUAACAUUUGCUGCAGUUUUGCUUGUUCAAUUUUUCGAACUUCCCAAAGACAGUGUUUUGUCAUCUCUCCUUUCUGCUGGAAAAGUUGCAUUUUUUGGUAAAAGGAACUUCCCAGAUCAAGGCUUAUCUUCAAGUCUUGCAACUGUUGGAAACAUCACAGAUACACACACAUUUCAGGAGAAACCAAACAGUAAGAUCUUGAACUUGACGAAAGUAGGGUAUGAAGGAAAUGAAGGUAAAGACGAGGACACCAAGUUAGAUUGUGUUCCCAAUAAGAACAGUAGUAUUCACAAAGAGUUCACUUCUGUAAAUAAUGGAAGUUCGCUUCGGGACUCCUUAGGGAAAUGUAGAGACUUUGAGCAUGCAAUUUCCACAAGAAAUGUCACUGAAAAGAACUAUGCUUCACCAGGGAAUAUCCAAACACAACACUUUCCCUCAACACCUGGCCAAAAUGAGAGCUCAGGUUGCGCUUCCGAAUGCCUUCCUGCAUUUUCAUUGCUUAGUCCAGUCUCUCCAACAAAAUUGGAUUCAGUAACUCCUGUGAUAUCAGUGGAACCUAACCGUUCUCCAAUGCUCAAAAUGCCACUGGAGAGUAAUAUAAGCAUGGUAAACAAUAAUUCUUCUAUGGUUCCUUCUCCAAGUCAUGGAAAGUCUGGAAUGCUGAAAUUAGCCCCCGUGACAAUAUCUAAAAUGAACGAGUUGCUGCUGCGCAGUUAUUCAUUUUCUAAUUCAAUGCCACCACAACAGAUUUCUACAGGUGAUAAGGAACUACUGCAUGCAAAAUUCGAGAUAGAAAAUGCUUCAUCCAUAGAUGCUGAUUCAGGACUUUAUGGGCCUGUUUAUCGAAAUCUUCUCAUGUUCAAAAGGAGCUAUGAUUUGAUGGAUAAGAUGCUGAGAGUUUAUAUUUACAAGGAAGGACAGAAGCCGAUCUUCCAUGAAUCAAUACUUGAGGGAAUAUAUGCAUCUGAAGGCUGGUUCUUGAAGCUGUUAGAAUCAAACAAACAAUUUGUAACUGAAGAUCCCACGGAAGCUCACUUAUUUUACAUACCUUUCAGUUCAAGACUGCUGGAGUUAACACUUUACGUGCGCAAUUCACACAGUCGCAAAAACCUGAUCGACUACAUGCAGAAUUAUGUCGAAAUGCUUAUUCAGAAAUAUCCUUUCUGGAACAGGACCAACGGAGAAGACCAUUUUCUGGCUGCUUGUCAUGAUUGGGUAUGGUAGUUUUAAUAAUGCUUUCAAAUAGUCGGUGUUCCAAAAUGCGAAUCUCAUUUACGAUCUUAAUUAUGGUGCUGACAAUAGGCUUGAAAACUU